This is a messenger RNA of Cavia porcellus (domestic guinea pig), 7903 nucleotides long. It is a transcript of the gene Selenoi, whose product is annotated as selenoprotein I. Lineage: Eukaryota; Metazoa; Chordata; Mammalia; Rodentia; Caviidae. The transcript is spliced from 10 exons. The record is from RefSeq and is a predicted model, not a curated record. Gene Ontology annotation, molecular function: ethanolaminephosphotransferase activity. Gene Ontology annotation, biological process: phosphatidylethanolamine biosynthetic process. Gene Ontology annotation, cellular component: Golgi apparatus; endoplasmic reticulum membrane.
CCCGGGCUACGCGUGCGCGGUGGGUGGAGCGCGGCUCAUAUCUUCAGUGCCAGCCGGGUCUUACCCAGCUUUGGUCACAUCGUGUUCCUCUCGUGCUUUACCGCUUCGUCCCGGACGGUCCCUACCGAGUGGGCGCUCGGUUUUCGGGUCGUCAUGGCUGGCUACGAAUACGUGAGCCCGGAGCAGCUGGCUGGCUUCGAUAAAUACAAGUACAGUGCUGUGGACACCAAUCCUCUCUCUCUGUAUGUCAUGCAUCCAUUUUGGAACACGAUAGUGAAGGCAUUCCCUACUUGGCUGGCUCCGAAUUUGAUAACCUUGUCUGGUUUUCUGCUGGUUGUAUUCAAUUUUCUACUUAUGGCAUACUUUGAUCCUGACUUUUAUGCUUCAGCCCCGGGUCACAGGCAUGUGCCUGACUGGGUUUGGAUUGUUGUGGGCAUCCUCAACUUUAUGGCCUAUACACUAGAUGGCGUGGAUGGAAAGCAAGCCCGGAGGACCAAUUCUAGCACCCCGCUAGGGGAGCUUUUUGACCAUGGCCUGGAUAGCUGGUCAUGUGUUUACUUUGUUGUAACUGUGUACUCCAUCUUUGGACGAGGUUCAACUGGUGUCAGUGUUUUUGUUCUUUAUCUCCUGCUGUGGGUAGUUUUGUUCUCUUUCACCCUGUCCCACUGGGAAAAGUAUAACACGGGAAUUCUUUUCCUGCCGUGGGGAUAUGACCUUAGCCAGGUGACUCUUUCUUUUGUCUACAUAGUGACUGCGGUUGUGGGAGUUGAGGCCUGGUAUGAACCUUUCCUGUUUAAUUUCUUAUAUAGAGACCUAUUCACUGCAAUGAUUAUUGGUUGUGCAGUAUGUGUGACUCUUCCAAUGAGCUUCUUAAAUUUUUACAGAAGCUAUAAAAAUAACACCCUGAAACACAGUUCAGUCUAUGAAGUUAUGGUUCCCCUCUUUUCUCCAUGUUUGCUCUUCAUUUUGUCUACAGCCUGGAUCCUCUGGUCACCUUCAGAUAUUUUAGAGAUACAUCCUAGAAUAUUCUACUUUAUGGUUGGAACAGCCUUUUCCAAUAUCACAUGUCAGUUGAUUGUUUGUCAGAUGAGCAGCACAAGGUGCCCAGCUUUGAACUGGUUGCUGGUUCCUCUCUUCCUGGUUGUCAUGGCAGUGAGUUUAGGAGGAGCCUCCUACCUUGAGAGUGUUCUUCUGUACACGCUAACCGCUGCCUUCACCCUGGCCCACGUGCACUAUGGGGUAUGCGUGGUUAAGCAGCUGAGUAGCCAUUUUCAGAUUUACCCGUUCUCAUUGAGGAAACCAAACUCAGAUUGACUAGGAACGGAAGAAAAGAAUAUUGGCCUGUAAUCUUCAGGAAGACGUACUGUAAAUAUAUGCUUGUAAAUAUUUCAUCCAUCACCAUUGAACUAAUCCGACCCGUGUGACUGACAUGGGUCUCGGGUAUGAGGUACUUGGACACAGGAAUGAAACAUGGCUGGACUUUGGACCUUCUAACUCCCAACUUACUUAAUCUCACUGUUUUUAUAAAACCACGUGGCAUUUUGGUUAAGCGUAAUGUACAUGAGACCAGCAAAGUGUUCCUGGUGAUUUUAGCCCCAUGAGUCCAUAAUGUGUUGGCUUACAGAAUUAAACAUGCUUUGUUUUCAUUUUUAAAACCCCCACAUUGUUUUAGAAAUGCUGAUAACAUUCAGAGAAAUUACAAUUUGUUUUCAUAUUUGAUAUUUUAUAGCAGGUCUUUAGCCGUGGUAAUUAUCAGUCACCCAAAUCUAGCAUAGGAGACCAUAGGAAUAAGUCACCUUUCAACCGAAGAUGCCAAUGAUUACCGAGCAAUACACGAUUGCCAAACCUCGGUUUCUCUUCCCCAUGCAGACGCCCCUGUCCUCGCUUGGCAGGAGAGCUUCCCUAGUGACCUGGCUCUCUUCAUUAAGGAGCAGAUCUUGAUGAAUGGUUUGGUUUUCUUUUAAAGAGAAGUAGCGAAUAGUUUCAGUCGGGGCUCCCCCUUUGGCACGGCCCACAGUUUGGCGUGGCCUUUUCUCCCUCAGCUGCAGGCUGCUGGGGUGUGAGGCCUGUGACCUGUGAUGUCUGUGACAGCUCUCGUCUCGUGGUCACUUCUCGUGAGGCACGCAGGGAAAGCACCUUGUAAAAGGAAAUUUCAGUUGGAGUUACUCAUGAAUUUCACUGUGACCAAAGUUAGUUUUCUGACCCAGUUUGUCCAUCUGGCCUUCCCUGCUCUCUCGCUCUCCUUUUGGGGGAGUGAAGGCUGUGUGUUUUAUUUCAUGCAGGAUAAAACAGAGACACGAUCUCUCUUCCCCAUCUUGUCUGCUUCCCACUUGAAGAAACCUUCCUGCCCGCCUUGCUCCUUAACAUGAGUACCCACUCCUUCAAGUGGCUUAGAGUAACUUUGGAGGUUUACAGACAACACAGUCCUUUAACUUUAUUGUAGUUGUUUGAUAAAUCACAUCUUUUUAUGAAUGUGGGUAUUUUCUUCUCUUUCUUUCUGAUCUUGUUUUCACUUAGUUUGGUGGUGGUGAAGUUUACUUGCUGAUUUUAUUUUUCCAGUGAAUGAAGUUUGUGCUUGAAUGAAGAGUGUAUCUUAAACCCUUUUUUUUUUGGACAGGUUGCACUUGGAUAAAAUAGGCACCACUGUGUUGAUAUGUAAUUAAAUUCUUAACCAUUAUUUAUCUAUGAAUGUGACCAUUGUUAAAUAUUAUAGUGUAUUCCUUUGCUGAAUUUGUCUGCUGCUUUGUAAAAAAUAACUGUCAUUGAUACUUCUUUUUUGUUUUUAAUUUUUAAAUUCUAAUCAUUGUUAUCCAGGUUAUUAGGAAUGAACCAAGGAGCUAAGUCAUCGUUCCGUACUCAUUUUGAGAAAUUAUUUGUAAAGACUCGAUUGUAUUUGAUGACUUUCUCAGAGACAGACAUGAACACUGAAAGCAGUCGAUGAAUUGCAGAAAAGUGUGGUUAUCAAGUUGCUGUCACCGAGGUCAGAGAACAAACCAAUUAAGGGAAAAUAACUGUUUUUGUGUACCUUGUUUUGUCAUCUGGAUCAAGUGUUAGUUUGGCAUCGGGAAAAAUUCUGUUUUUAAGGUUUCUCAGAUAAUCAUUGUACUGUUUUACUCACCUUCUACACAAGAAUGAGAUAAAACCUGGUAAAUAUUUAUAAAAUGACAGAUAUGGACCACUGACUUUCUUCACAUUGUACAGUGUAGUAAAAAAAAAAAAAAAUACACUUUAAUUCUGGCAUAAGGGUCAUGUCCUGUAAUUCUGGGGCUUUUUUACUUCUGAAUGUGUUUCUUUUCGUUGCAUCAAAUGUAUCUGAAAGUUGUUCUGUGCCUGUAUUUCGUGACAUAUUUCAUUGUGGUGGUGGAGAAUUAUGCCACAAUCAAUUUUAUUGGCACUGACAGAUGAAAGAAAAGAGGCUGUCAGGAAGGGAGAGUGAAACCCGGCAGUUACCUGAGGAAGCUGUGGGUUCUUGCACUGCUGACGGUCCCCUAAUUAGUCCGCCACCUGACUGUAUUUUGGGCACCGCACUUUUUAUAUUCGUUACACAGCAACCCACGUGGACUCAGUCACCAGUAGCACUGUGCAUUUCUGUCUUGCUAAUGACUACACACUUUAUAAAGUGCAGGAGCUCUUCUGAGCGUAUGCAUGGUAUUUUGGGUUUGGUUUUGUUUUUCUGAGUCUUGCUAUGUAGUUCAGGCUGGCCUUGAACUCCCCGUGUAACCCAGAGUGGCCUCAACCUUGAGAUGAUCCUCUUGCGCCAGCCUCCUGAGUGCUGGAAUUGUAGGUGUACGCCACUCUGCCCAGCCUGUGCAUGAUAUUUGAGGUGUGUCCACACCUCUGCCUUCUCCUCGGGGUCUUGUGGGGAGAAGGGCUGUGGCUGGGAGCAUACGUGCGUGUGUUCUGUGCUUGCAGAGUCGAGUGCCUUAGCCAGGCUGGACGUUUGCAUUGCUGCUCACCAAAGUUACACGGACCUUGAAGAAGUUUCUUUUCAGACCAUGUUGUGGAAAGUGGCCUUCAGGCUUGUCAAAACAAUAAUUCCCCUGUGUUGGAGGAGGGGUGUGAGAUAGAAAAAUGUAAAAAUUCCUGGACAGUGUUGCUACUGCUGCCUUUAUGACCCUUUAUAACAUUUAUGAUCCAGCUGUAAUGCAUAGUUUGAAAUUGCCACAACUUAAAAGUGUCCUUCGUCUGCAAAUACUAAGAAAUUAGUUUAAGGGGUUUUAGUUUUAAGGAUAAUAAAGUGGGUUACACAUUUGAAAACUAAAUGCUUUUCUGUGGCAUUUAACAUGAUUAAAAUAUUUUUCAUUCUAAUUUUCAAGAAGAAAGUUCAAUGCUGAUUGUGGGCUAGGACAUUAACACUACUACCAGUAUGUCAUUCAUUCUUAAAAGAGGUGGUGGGAAGGGGAGUGUACAUCUGGAGGACCAAAAGAUGGCUGACGAUGACCUGGAGCCUGUGCUUUUGGAGAAUAUACACAGGAUCCUUGUAAAGGAAAGAAGGGCCCUCUUUUCUGUCCUGUGGAUUUGAAAGUUCUAUAUGCAUUUAUCUUGCAAAAAACUAACUUAUUUCGAAGUCAGCCAAAUGUACCUUGCUUUCCACAGCUGACUUUGACCUAUAGAGAAUAAAAAGAUUAUCUGAAGAUGUUUAUAUCAAACACUAUUUUCCAUUUCCAUUUUUAACUAGAAGCCAGUUUAUAAUUCUUCAUCAUUCACCUGAGUUUGCGCUCCACUGGACACCACCUUGAAUACACAGACCAUCAGGGUUUGCUCUGUGACUUUUGGGGUCUUGCCACGUUCAGAUACCCUUGACUGCCUUAGUUCCCUUGACUGGUUGAGGACUGGGAACAAAGUAAACCUAAUGGGCUGAGACUUUUGUGUUUGUUUUGGGGACAAGAUCUCAGUGUGUAGUUUAGGUUGGCCUUGAAUGUACUGUGUAACUGGCCUUUCGGCCGUCCCCCCUCGGCCUCCAGUCCUGCUGCCUCCGCCUCUGAGUGCUGGGAUUACAGGGCGUGGACCACUGUGCCUGGCCCACACUUUUGACUCUGAUCCCCAAAUAAGCCAAAAGCAGAAAAAUCUGGUUAUGUGGAUGCCUGUAUGCUGAGUGGCCUUAUCUUGACCUUAGUUUGAACUUGAUCCAGGAAACUUGUAAAGUCAGAAUGUUAUUUGUCCCAUGAGGUGUCGUAAGGCUGCAGGCCCUUUCUUGAACACCCUGUGGGUGAAUAACCUUACGAAGUGAGCUGCCGGGACUGCAGCCUUCCGGGAAGAAUCUUAACUACUAUGCUGUCUUUGAAGCACUUUGACAUGUAUGUUUAAAGCGACAGUCUUAAUAGUAAAAUGGUAUUAAUCACUGUGAAACUUGAAAGUGUGAUGCUCUGGGUAUUUUAGGAAGCUUGCAUAAGUUUCUGAAUUUCCUUUGUUAAUUAUGCAACCCAUGUGAUUUGUAUAUUUUAGUUUUCUGUCUUUGACCUGGUACAAGUAAUUGGCAUAAUGGCAGGUUGUGCCAAGGACGGUGUAUGGGAAGUCAUGGUUGUCUCUCUUCAGAGAAAGUGGUGGUUACGUUUGCUUCUUCCUUGCGUGGCGCCAAGGGAACUGGAUUUGUGGGCUGAUUCAUUUCCAGUGUUUAUAUGGUGCAAAAUAAAUGUAACUUUAUUUUUUAAACUGCAUGCUAGUUAUACGCUUUUCUCAUUAAUCAAAAAAUGUGAGAGAUAGUAAGCUAGCUGGUUCCUGUCCUUAAGCAGGGAUCUGCUUUUUAUGCAGACGGCUCUAAGUGAGUUCAUGUUUAGUGCAGCAGAGAAGUGUUGCUGUUGGAAUUCCUCUCACAGGUGGCCUGCGCAGGGGCGAGGUGUGGCAUUUGGUCUGGAAGACCCGGUUCCCAGGGUUGGAAAGCGUCACGUGAGCUGUCUUUAGGGUGCUUUAACAAGGGUUUGUCUCUCAUUUGGGCACUGUGAAGAACUGUUCCGUCUUCCACGAGUGGUCACCUUGUCUUCCCUUCAGGGACUCGUUCUUAGAAAGCUGAGUCGGUGAGAGUGGUGCUGGUUUUCAGAGCACGCAGACUGGAUGGUGGCAGUAGAGGACCGAAGGCUGCACUGUAAGUGGAGACAGCACCUGCCUCGGCAGCACUGUACUAAUACUGAAGUCAGAGGCCAUGUAGAAGGCCUGGGUGGGAGGCGGCCUCAGCGUGCUGGGGAGGCCUCUGUCUCCGGGGCCAGAGUCCUCUCGAGCAGUUUCUGUAGGUGACAGUUAAAAUUAGAACUGAUUGUGAGUUUCCAUCCAACUGUCCACAAUUCACCAUGAAUUCUAGAUUGUGAUUUUUUAAAUGAACACUUUUUAAUAUCCAGAGAGUAAGCACUUGACCUGUAACGUGCUUAGAUAACACUAGGUUUUACUACUAGGUUAUAAAAAUCUGAUUUAAUUUGCAAGAUCUGUGCUGUAUUAUAAUCUAUUAUGAUUCAGUAUCACACUUCAAGUAUAAUAACUGCUAAUUGAGACUGCUUACAAUAUUAACAUCUCUUUAGGGUUAUUUUGUUUAAACAGCUUUAUCUCAUCAGCCCAACCAUUUAAGAGACAAAGACCAGCUAUGUGCAGUGCUUUACUCAUUUCAGAGUAGCCCAAGAAAGCAGAAUUUAUUAUUGAGCCCUAUGUUGCAAUUUUUUGAAAAAAGCAACGGCAUUUCCUUUGGGGAAGGAGAAAGUAAUGAUUCAUUAGCAAAGUGGAACCCCCAGCUGCCCACUUUCUCCAUUUCCCUUCCCACCUAACACAGUAGAUUAAACUCAUGGCUCCUUGUAGAAGAGGAGAGCACUACUUUGCAGGGUAAAAGUGACGGAGACUUCACUGCACUGUAACUGAGACUGUAGCGGAAAUCAUGGCCAAGUCAGUUAUUGAGGUGCAAGUCAGUUAUUGGGGUGCUUAGCCGGGCGGCCCCGGUAAAGUGUUUAUCUGAACAGAGAGAGCAGGUCCAUUCCUUCUCAGGUCCUACGAGGCAGCUCCACUGGGCAGGUGGGAGGCGCUGGGUGCAAAUAGAGUCUGUCUUAGAAAGUCGAAGAGGAGCAUAGACCUUCUCUUCCCCUUCAGAUAGUUUAAUUGAACAUAUUAGUGAUGGGUCUGUCUAAGGUUUGCUGUGUGUGUAGUAAACAAUGUAUUUCAUCUGGUUCUGUGUGCUCUGUGUAUAUAUACAUGUCUAACGUGCACAUUCUCUGCAUACGUAUGUAUGAUAUCAUGUAUGUUCAGAAUCUACUCUUGAUUAUCAAUCAGCCAAAUGAAAGCUCUUUUUAGACUGUUUAUUGGCGUGAACUUAGUAUGCAUGUGGCCCAUGACAUGGAGGCCCCCGAUCUAAAGCCACAGCCUGCCUUCCCUCCUGCUCAUCUCAAUCUGCUAAAAGCCCUUACACGUCACUUACCACUUCCUGUUAAACCCAGGACCCUGAGCCAAAAGACAGCUUCUCAGAACCAUGGCUGCUUGCACCAAGGCUGGGGCCUCUGGGUCUGCAUGAUUAUGGGCGCAGUUCUGGCCAGAGGGCAGCUGCGCCGGAGCAGUGGUGCCCAGGGCUGGAAGAGGGAGGCUCCCGCGCUUAGAGAAACUCAGCUUUGCAGCUUGCUUAAAUUACUGUGCUGGAAUGUGAAGUCUCAGAUAACUUGAUAUGCAGUAAUGGAGCACAACAGUGCGUUUCAAUGUUACUUUUGCAUUAUCUGUAUAACUGUUCCCUGCUGCUGGUUCGGAUAUCAAGACCUAAUUGUUUCUUAUCACUGGAUUCUGGAAGCCUGGACCUUUCAACUGGAUUUAUGUUUAUUUCUGCGGCUGUGAACCCCAAAAAUAAUGCAGUAGGUUUUAGUCUAAAGUUGUUUAAUUCUUUUAUUGAUAAAUAUUUAUUGUAAUAAAAGUAAAUGAGUAAAUAAUUUUUAAAUCCUUUUAA